CUGACUUGCUUCAGGCAGUAAAUGCCGGGAAAAGGAUACCAGACAGAUUCAAGGCGAUACAGCGGUUUCCCGACCUAUAUGCCUACACUAUGCAACAUCGAAAGCGACCUUACAGUGCCUUACAAGGGAGUGAAACAUGGCUUCACCUGCAGCGAGCCCCCAGCCACAUCGGCUACCUUAGUUCCAUCACAACUGAUUAG
Molecule: messenger RNA, 200 nt
Organism: Pelobates cultripes (western spadefoot toad)
Lineage: Eukaryota; Metazoa; Chordata; Amphibia; Anura; Pelobatidae
Source: the annotation of a GenBank genome assembly